Molecule: messenger RNA, 3558 nt
Organism: Populus trichocarpa (black cottonwood)
Lineage: Eukaryota; Viridiplantae; Streptophyta; Magnoliopsida; Malpighiales; Salicaceae
Product: pyruvate, phosphate dikinase, chloroplastic
Exons: 20
Coding region: 368-3289 (973 amino acids)
Biological process (GO): pyruvate metabolic process; phosphorylation
Molecular function (GO): kinase activity; pyruvate, phosphate dikinase activity; ATP binding
Source: RefSeq, a predicted model, not a curated record
UCUAUCAUACCCUUGGUUUGUCUCAAAAACUAAUUUUAUAAUACACAAAAAAACACCAACCGCCAUUUUUGUUUCGAAGAAGCUAGCUACCUUUUAUCUAAUUAGCUCCGCAAUUCCUCAGGUCCACAAUAACUAACUCCCAUCUUUCUCUUUGGAUCUUUCAGGGAACCUGGUUUGAUCUCCAUCACUAGCAGCUAGCAUCAUGAAUCUUUCUCUCUUCAUCUUUCCUAACACUCCUUCUAGCCAGCCAGCCAGCCAGCUAGAAAUGAACCAAUAACUAAUCACCAUCACCUUCAUUUCAUUUAUUUGGGUUCUUAAAGCAGAUAUUAAUAAAGUAAUCAUCGACUGGCAAUUAGAUAGAUCGAAGAUGUCGUCAACGAUAAAAGAUAUGCUCAUUAGGACUAGUGCACCAGCAAGGUUAUACAGCAGCAGGCGGAGGCUGUACAAGGCGAAGUAUGUGGAAAUGAAUGAUUUGCUCCUAAGAGAAGACCGUUCAAUGAUACGGUUGAGCCGGGGUGGCCGAGCUUAUGGGAUCCGCACCUGUCAGGAUAGCCACAACAAUGAUGGGUUCAGUAACAUUUCCAGGCCACCUUUGCAGAACAGAACCCGAGCACAAACUAUCAGUAGCAGUAUCCCAGCUGUGUCAGACCCAACACCCAUCGCUACAAAGCGAGUAUUUACUUUUGGAAAAGGAAGGAGCGAAGGCAACAAGACCAUGAAGUCCCUGCUGGGAGGGAAGGGAGCAAACCUGGCAGAGAUGGCAAGCAUUGGUUUGUCAGUGCCACCUGGACUCACCAUAUCAACAGAAGCGUGCCAUGAAUAUCAGCAGAUAGGAAACAAGCUGCCACUAGGUUUAUGGGAGGAGAUAUUGGAAGGCUUAAAAUUUGUGGAGAAGGACAUGGGAGCCGUCCUUGGUGACCCCUCCAAACCUCUCCUCCUCUCUGUUCGUUCUGGCGCUGCUAUUUCAAUGCCUGGCAUGAUGGACACUGUCCUUAACCUUGGACUGAAUGAUCAAGUGGUUGCUGGUUUGAGUGCGAAAAGUGGAGAGCGUUUUGCCUAUGACUCCUUCAGGCGCUUUCUAGACAUGUUUGGAGAUGUUGUGAUGGGAAUCCCACACUCAUCAUUUGAGGAGAAGUUAGAAAAGAUGAAGGAAUCAAAAGGAGUAAUGCUUGAUACUGAUCUAACAGCUGCUGAUCUCAAAGAACUUGUGGAGCAGUACAAGAAAGUCUAUCUUGAAGUGAAGGGUGAAGAGUUUCCAUCAGAUCCAAAAAAACAACUGCAGUUAGCUAUGACCGCAGUUUUUGAUUCUUGGGACAGCCCAAGAGCCAUCAAGUACCGAAGCAUCAAUCAAAUUACUGGAUUAAAAGGAACUGCAGUAAACAUCCAAUGCAUGGUUUUUGGGAACAUGGGAAAUACAUCAGGAACAGGUGUUCUGUUUACUAGAAACCCAAGCACUGGUGAAAAGAAGCUCUACGGGGAAUUUCUAAUCAAUGCUCAGGGAGAGGAUGUAGUUGCUGGAAUUAGAACACCCGAAGACUUGGAUACAAUGAAAAAUUGCAUGCCUCAAGCUUACGAUGAGCUUGUGGAGAAUUGUGAAAUUCUAGAGCGCCAUUACAAAGAUAUGAUGGAUAUUGAGUUCACAGUUCAAGAAAACAGGCUUUGGAUGUUACAAUGCCGAUCCGGGAAGCGUACUGGUAAAGGUGCAGUGAAGAUAGCUGUAGACAUGGUUAGCGAAGGGCUUGUUGAUAUUCGCUCUGCAAUUAAGAUGGUGGAGCCACAGCAUCUCGACCAACUUCUUCACCCACAAUUUGAGAAUCCAUCUGCUUACAAAGACAAAGUGGUCGCGACAGGCUUGCCUGCAUCACCAGGGGCAGCAGUGGGGCAGGUAGUGUUCAGUGCAGAUGAUGCUGAAGAAUGGCAUGCGCAGGGAAAAAGUGUCAUUUUGGUAAGGACAGAAACCAGCCCAGAGGAUGUUGGUGGCAUGCAUGCAGCUGCUGGAAUCUUGACAGCCAGAGGUGGAAUGACAUCUCAUGCUGCUGUGGUAGCACGUGGUUGGGGAAGAUGUUGUGUGUCUGGCUGCUCUGAUAUACGUGUCAAUGAUGCCGAGAAGGUCGUUGUAAUUGAGGAUGUUGUUAUCAGUGAAGGAGAAUGGAUCUCACUCAAUGGAUCGACUGGUGAAGUAGUACUAGGGAAACAGCCACUAUCUCCUCCAGCUCUAAGUGGUGAUCUAGAGACAUUUAUGUCUUGGGCUGACGAAAUAAGACGCAUCAAGGUCAUGGCAAACGCUGAUACUCCUGAAGAUGCACUAAGAGCAAGAAACAAUGGUGCCCAAGGGAUUGGACUUUGUAGGACAGAGCAUAUGUUCUUUGCGUCCGAUGAGAGAUUAAAGGCUGUGAGAAGGAUGAUAAUGGCAGUUACCACAGAGCAGAGGAAGGCAGCACUAGACCUAUUACUACCUUAUCAAAGAUCAGACUUUGAGGGGAUUUUUCGUGCAAUGGAUGGCUUUCCGGUAACAAUCCGUCUAUUGGAUCCUCCACUCCAUGAAUUUCUGCCAGAAGGUGAUCUGGAACAAAUUGUAAGUGAGCUGACCACAGAGACUGGCAUGAUGGAAGAUGAAGUGCUCUCAAGAAUCGAGAAAUUAUCAGAAGUAAAUCCUAUGCUUGGUUUCCGAGGCUGCAGGCUAGGGAUAUCAUACCCAGAACUCACUGAAAUGCAAGCACGUGCUAUCUUUCAGGCUGCCGUCUCAAUGAGCAACCAGGGUGUCACCGUUCUUCCUGAAAUAAUGGUUCCUCUUGUUGGAACGCCGCAGGAAUUAGGGCAUCAAAUGACUCUAAUAAGGAAUGUAGCGAAGAAAGUAUUCUCUGAAAUGGAUGUAACCUUAAGCUAUAAGGUGGGGACCAUGAUUGAGAUUCCUAGAGCUGCUUUGGUUGCAGACGAGAUUGCAAAACAAGCGGAGUUCUUCUCCUUCGGAACCAAUGAUCUCACGCAAAUGACAUUUGGAUAUAGUAGAGAUGAUGUUGGCAAGUUUCUCCCCAUAUACCUAUCAAAGGGCAUUUUGCAAAGCGAUCCCUUUGAGGUGCUUGAUCAGAAAGGUGUAGGCCAACUCAUCAAGAUUGCCACCGAAAGGGGCCGUGCAGCUAGGCCAAGCUUGAAGGUUGGAAUAUGUGGAGAGCAUGGAGGGGAGCCUUCUUCUGUGGCAUUCUUCGCGGAGGCAGGACUAGACUAUGUUUCAUGCUCUCCAUUCAGGGUCCCCAUUGCAAGGCUAGCAGCUGCACAGGUUGCAGUGUGAAACAGGCUUCAACAGAAGCAGCUGCUUUCCAAGAGCACAUUUCGCCGACAUUACUCCCUUGUAAAUUUACGAUGAAUGAAACAACUGCUGUACAAUAAGCAUCAUUGAUAGAAGUGUAAAUAAAGGUCAACUCCUGCAUCCUGAUAUUGGAAAAGUGGACCAGAGCUUGUGAGCUCUCUACUGCUUACUCGUCUGGAACCUGUAUUCACCAAGUUACUUGUAAAGUCCAAGAGAUUCAUAUAAUGUAAAAAGGCCUGUCAUUUUGUGCA